UUUCAUAAGGAAAAAAUAAAUUUGCAUUUAGUUUUAUAACCUCGUUUUCUGUAUCUGAAACUGAAACAGUAUUGACCCUUUUCAGUGUAAUGUAUGCUCUCUUUAUGUGACUUCUCAGUGGGGCUUCUCUGCAACACUUCACUUUCCACUUCCUUCUCUAAAUUAUUCUUUCAUUUUCACCUUUCAUACCAUUAUUAAAUUCCAUUACAUAUUUAUAUGCUUUUCAAUGUUAAUAAUUAUCCUCAUGCAUUUAUGACACUUAUAUUUAAGUCGGUUUACUUCCACAGCACUCUUUCUUAUCUUCUCUCUUACCCUUAUGAUGAAUAAUGGACUCUGAAUUUGUUUUCAGCUAUUAAAAACACUAAGAAAAAGACAAAGUUGUGUGUCAUUAUUGUUAUUUAUUGUGGUAAUGAGUUGGUGAAAGUGAAAAAUGGGUAAAGCACCUUGUUGUGAGAAACAUGGUGUGAAAAGAGGAGCUUGGACUCCUGAAGAAGAUGAAGCUUUAGUUGACUACAUAACCAAACAUGGCCAUGGAAGUUGGCGUACACUUCCUAAACAUGCAGGUCUCCUAAGAUGCGGUAAAAGUUGCCGGCUUCGGUGGAUAAACUAUCUUCGUCCCGGCAUCAAGCGUGGCUCAUUUACUAAUGAAGAAGAAACUACUAUUAUUCAACUUCAUGCCAUGCUUGGCAACAGGUGGGCUGCUAUAGCAGCUCAACUACCAGGAAGAACAGACAAUGAGAUUAAGAACUAUUGGAACACCCAUUUAAAGAAACGUGUCCGGCAGUCACUAGGGGAAAAACAUCCAUGUCUCCUUCCUGAUAGGAAUGUCCAGUCUAAUUCUCCUUCUACACGCCACAUGGUCCAGUGGGAAAGUGCAAGGGUUGAAGCAGAGACGAGGCUGUCGUUGGAGUCCACUUUGCUUAAUUCAGGCUCUACGACUAAAACAUACCCUGAUUACUUUCUUCAACUUUGGCAUUCUGAUGUUGGAGACAAAUUCCGUGCAGGAGUAGUGUGUCAAAGCAUCGUCUCAUUGGAGGAAUCAUGUUCAGAUGUCUCAUUGCAGGUGAAAAACAACCGAACACAAAGCCUGAAAGUGUCAACACCAAAGCUUGAAGAUGUCAACCUGAUUCAGGAACAAAAUGCCAGUAGCUACAAACUGAAGCUUGAAGAUGAUAUAUCUGGUUCAGAUUCAGGAAAUUAUGAAUUUCUUGAUACUUCUGAUUCUGCACUGAAGCACCUACUGCGCAUGCCUGAUGAAAUAGGUUUCCUGGGACAUACUGACAAUUUCUUGAAUCUCCUUGAUGGUAGAUGUGACUAAGUGCGUGUUUGGUAUCACAAUGAGCCAUCCUGAUACCAAUGCUUUGACAAACCGUGAUACCAAACAUCCACUAUGUUAGUUAGUCUCUUCAAUAGAGAAAGGCAAAUACUCUGAUAUAUGGUAGGUAGAAUAGUUAGUUUAGUUUUCUCAACCUUUUUGUGAUAUCUUCAUUUUUGAAAAAUGCAUGGUCCAUGUUUAGAGGGGGAAAAGGGUGGACAGAGAAUGGUUAGAUCAAUGGAUUAACAACUAGUGAUUUUGUUCACGUCCUUCAACAACUGUUGAUUAUGUGUAAUUAUAAUGUCCCAGGUUUCAUGA
Messenger RNA from Medicago truncatula (barrel medic), 1633 nucleotides. RefSeq names its product transcription factor MYB17. The record is from RefSeq and is a predicted model, not a curated record. The transcript is spliced from 3 exons. Lineage: Eukaryota; Viridiplantae; Streptophyta; Magnoliopsida; Fabales; Fabaceae. The coding region runs from base 431 to 1318 and encodes 295 amino acids.